AUGGCCCGCAAGCCCAGCAAGCCGCUCGUCCUGGUCCUGGACUAUGACGAAACAGUAACCUCUCGGGACACCCUUGCCCUGCUGGCCAGAUGGGCCCGCGCCGACUCGCUGGCCAUUCCUCCCGAGGCGGUCUCGAACCAUCCGGAUCUGAGCGGCUGGCAUGCCGUCGUCGAUGCUUAUCUUGCCGAUCUCGCUGGCUGCAAGGCUCGACAGCAGCAGCAGCAGCAUUUCGGAACCCAUGUCACCCUCGACGACUACAUCGGCGCAACCCGGGAGGUCGACCAGCGGUCGAUCCUGCGGGUAUCUGCCUCCCGGGUGCUGGCGGGUAUCAAUCGCUCGCUCAUUCGGUCCAAGGUCGAGUGUCUCGCAGCGUCCACCAGGGACCGGUCCGGUGCCGACGGCGACAGCGAUGGCGACGGCAGACAUUCGUUCGUGCAGCCGGGGUUCUCAUCGUUCGUGCAGGCGUUCGAUCGGCACUUUCCCGAGUCCAUCUAUGUGCUCUCCCUGAACUGGAGCAAGGACCUGAUCCAGGCCACAUUGUCCCAGUGCGGCAUCAGCGUUGCAUCGGACCGGAUCCUAUCAAAUGACCUGGAGUUCACCUCGCCCCUCGAAGGCCCAGCAUCGCAGAUCUCGACUGGGACCAUCGUCGGAGACAUCCACAACGGCGUCGACAAGGCACGCAAGCUGAAGGAGCUCAUUGCUGCAAAGGGCCUUGGGACCACAGUCGUCUAUAUCGGCGAUAGUGCGUUUCUUGGCCUCAGUUCAUCAGACCUUCCAUGUGCUAUCGCUGCCGACAUUGGCAUACUCAUCCGGCGAAGCUCAGCACUCGACGUUUGCGAGCGCUUUUCGAUUCCUGUCGCGGACCUUCCCAGAGAUAUCGGUGCCUGCAAGCAGUCUGUUCUCUACGUUGCCCCGGACGGCUGGCGAUCUGUUGGCCAGACGAUGCACUUCACGACGCUCUAG
Polychytrium aggregatum is the source of this 963-nucleotide messenger RNA. RefSeq lists its product as uncharacterized. The coding region runs from base 1 to 963 and encodes 320 amino acids. NCBI's taxonomy places the organism in Eukaryota, Fungi, Chytridiomycota, Chytridiomycetes, Polychytriales. The record is from RefSeq and is a predicted model, not a curated record. The transcript has 3 exons.